GGAGACAAGGUUGGUGAUGGGAGACGGUCGUAUAAUGACAGAACAGUUCGAGUACAUUCAAGCCAGCAAUACCCUUCUCAUCCACACCCCGCCCAGUAACUUCAGCGGCUACUCUCGGGCUACCGUAGCAUUGGACUACGAUCGGUCCCUAGUCUUUGUCAACGUACACGAUGAAAACAUCUGCAUUGCAUUCCCAUGGCCUGCAGAAAUGGCUAACAACCUCCAAAAAUUCAUGUCAGAAGAGGGCGAGCAAAAUGAGGGUGAAGUGCUUGACAUCGUAGCCCGAGAGUUGACCGACAUGAACUUUGUGAACGUCGGCGAGAUCCCCGUGGGUUUCCUUCAAGGGUCCAGUGGUACAACCGUCGGGGCCCUUUGCGCUGGUAGAGCCAGCUACUGGUUAGAGGACAACAUGGUUGCAUCCAGACAACGAAGAUUAGCUAGAGCAACAGUAACCGAUAUUAUUAUCAUCUGUUGGCCAGAAUGUUGUAUUGUCAUCGAACUUGAGCCGCUAGGGCCGGUGGGACCUGGACCUCUUUAAAUUCAGAGGAGUGGAAAUCUAUUUCACUUAUUUAGGGGUCACAUUAGGGAGUUGAAUCCAUGUAAUUAUAGAAUGAUCCACUUCAAAGUAGUGGUUUAAUUUCUCUUUAAGAGAUAAUUCCACUCUUUUUAGCGUGGAUUUUUCACUCUAAAUGAAAUUAUACCUAAAAUGACUCCUUAAAGAGUGAAUUUCUUUACUGUAAAUUUAGAAAGUAUAUUGCCACAAGCAUCCUGUAUGUGCCUACUGAAAACAGAACUGGGGAAAUGAAAGUUCACAGUUUUACCUUAAUUUUUACAAUAGCGGCAAUUAUGUGGGUCAAAAAACAGGUGGCUCUUGCGAUCAUGUGAAACUCAAUGUUGAGUCCAAAAGAAGUAACUAUUGCAUUAGUCUUGUAUUCAAAUUUUACUUUUCAUUUACAGAUUAAUACAGUAAAUCAAUGGAGUUACACUUACUGUUAUAGCAUAUUUAUUCAUUCCUUACGCAAUCACAAUAAAUUGAUAAAACCUUAUUUCUAUUUGCGUCAUCUGAAUUCCAACAACAACAAAAAGUCAAAAUCUAAAGAAAAUUGUAGUUGUUUCUUAAUAUGUAUUCGGUGAAAAGUCCAACACCAAAAAUGUACAAGAGAUCUUGGAACUUGUAUUUAUAUAUCGUAAUAUUUCAACUCUUAUUUCAGUAUGAUCGUUGUAACUUGUAAGUGGAUUACUUUGGUGUUGAUAUAAUCAUGUAUGAUGCUUGUUGAAAGUUUCGUUUAUAGAAAUCGUAGUUUAAUAAUUGUAAUUUUUAAAUAAA
Molecule: messenger RNA, 1327 nt
Organism: Strongylocentrotus purpuratus (purple sea urchin)
Lineage: Eukaryota; Metazoa; Echinodermata; Echinoidea; Camarodonta; Strongylocentrotidae
Exons: 3
Coding region: 17-538 (173 amino acids)
Source: RefSeq, a predicted model, not a curated record